AUGCUGCCGUACCUGUUCCCCGAUCUGUCCACCUUUACUACAGUCGCCGAUCUUAUCACCCACCUUCGCACUAGUGAUGCUCGCCUGCGUGCCGCCCUUCCCACCGAGUUCUGCGCUAAGAACCCCCCUCCACUGUACUGGACACUCCACUUCAUAGUCACCCGUCUCCCUGACACCCUCCGCUCAGUUCGAGACCACUUCCUUGCUCGCUGUCCCACUGAGCUCACAGUCGCCCUCCUAGAGGAGCAGCUGCUCGCGGCCGAAAAGAGCAUUGUAGCUGUCGGUGCUGCUCGUGGCGCUCCUCGCACCCCCAUCUUUGAGGGGUGUUCUCCCUCUCCCCUCGCUCCCUCCUACGCUGCUGCUGCUGCUGUUGACUUCCUUGGUGCUGAGUCUGUUGGCGCUGCUUCUGCUCCUGGUGGGAGGCGCCGCACCGGCAAGGGCAAGGGGGGCAAGGGUGGUGGUGGUGGCGCUGGGGGGGGAGGAGGUGGGGGAGGUGGGGGGGGAGGCGGUGCUGGAGGGAGCGGUGGCGGGAGCGCUGGUGGGAGUGGGGUCGGUGGUGGAGGCGGGGGCGGCGGAGGAAGCAGUGGCAGUAGUGGCGGCGGUGGCGGUGGCGGCGGUGGCGGCGGUGGCGGUGGUGGCGGUGGUGGCGGUGGCGGUCGGAGCGGUGGUAGUGGUGGCGGCGGAGGUCGGAGUGGAGGCACUGGCUCGGGCCAGAGCUCCCAGCAGCAGCAGCGUCCCCAGACGACCCAGCAGCUUCGUGAGUGGCUUGCUCAGCGUGGGACGUCGGGGGGCAGUGGCCGCUGUUCUUAUGUCAUUCGCACAGGUGACCGCAAGGGACAGACGUGUGGGAGGUUCCACACCCCGUACCGCUGCUUCUCCCGCCUUGACGAUGCUUGGCGUGAGGAGAUGGGUGCGGAUGUUGAGCGCCCCCGCUGGGCUGAGCUCAUGAGGGCUGGUGUUGAUAUAUUUGCUCUUGACUAUGAUGCUAUUAUUGCUGCCAUUCCUUGCCCAGUCCACCACUGUCCUCCCUUGUCCGGCGGUUCCGUCUGGCUCGUUGUCGGGUUUCCACCUCCCCUCGUUCUCGACGAACCUGGUGAGCAACGCUGUCCUCCAGGAUCAGUGGGUUGA
Closterium sp. Yama58-4 is the source of this 1128-nucleotide messenger RNA. The record is from the annotation of a GenBank genome assembly. NCBI's taxonomy places the organism in Eukaryota, Viridiplantae, Streptophyta, Zygnematophyceae, Desmidiales, Closteriaceae.